UUGGAGUCUGAUUGGAUCGGGGGAGAUCUCUUUCGGCCUUAGGAAGCUGGGGUCCAUUGGCCGAGAAAGGCACGACCUUCGCACUGGCUUACGCGUCCCUCCCCUCUUUAAUCGACAGUCCGACCCCUGUCAACCUGCCCGACAGGGCCAAGUUCAAACCAAGCCACCCAGGGACUCGCAGGGACUCGCAGGGAAGUUACCCCCAGAACUCCCAGAACUGCCCACUCUCAAGUUGCUUUAAUCCUUUUAGUCGAUUUCGUCCUUUUGGUCCUUUUUUUCUUCGCCAAGGUACCCCCAUAGCCUACCCAUAAACAACCAUAACAUCUUUAACACCCAAAAUUCCCAUCCGAUCCGCGCUUCCUACCAAUCUUGCCAUUUCUCGCCUUUUCUACUUCACAAACGAAACAACUACUUUUGUACCAACAAUCAUCAAUAUUCGUCAACGAAUCGAAAUCGCUAUUUCCAUCGAAUACAAUUUGUCAACUGUCAAUAUUUAACAUUCUACUACGACUACAACCACACUCGCUCUAGGAAGCGGUCGUUCAUUUACAGCCUAACCGGACUGAUUCUAUUCUAGCACAAUCAUGUCGGCUUCAAGCCAGUCUUCGACGAGCCCAGGUGGUGUCGAUCCUUUAGAUCUUCUCGAUUUCUCAGAAUAUGACGCAGCAAUGCAAUACCGAUCUCCCUCAGCUUCCCCUGCUACACACAACAAGCAACAAUUCGCGAGGGCGUCAGCGAUGGUAAAUACGCCGACUACGAUGCCUCAACCGCAGCCCCUAUCAGGCCCUAGCCACCAAUAUGACCAGUACAAGCAGCAGACGCCUUUUGUUCCGGGCGCCCUUGCUAGCACGCUCGCCAUCCAGAACGCCAACCAAGUGCCCGGGUAUACUUUGGACUACAUGGCGUCGGAGAUGAACACGAAUGAGGAUAUGUUUGACUUCAACUCGGCGCCGUCGCAGAACGCGAACAGCGCGGAUAUGGAUAUGGACUUCGAUUCUCAGAACGACGCGUCGUUUUAUUUCCCGGAGCAGACCGUUAACCCUAACGCUAUCGGAGGAGAAUCUCAGAUGACGUCGCCAACUGUCCCUAGCCAGACGAGCAAUGUUGGGAGGAUGUACCCUGGUAUGCAUCAACAGGCCGCUCUAGCGAAGGCGCAGGCACAGCAGAGGCAGCAGCAGCACCUCAUCCAGCAACAGCAAAGACAGAACCAGCAGGUCAAGCAACAUAGGUCGAAGCCUUCUAUGCCCUCCGACCCGAUUGUGGAGCAGAAGAUCACACAGCUACUUAACUCGAUGAGGUCGAAGGCCGGCGCUUCCUCUAGUGACGGAGGCGAGAACUCGCCUCUCAUGCAACUUCCUCGACCCAAGAAGGAGGAGGAUGAUAUGGAUGAAGAUGAAAGACUCCUCGCUAGUGAAGAAGGCAAGAAGCUGAGCAGCAAAGAAAGACGCCAAUUGCGCAACAAAGUAUCUGCUCGCGCGUUCCGUUCUAGAAGAAAGGAAUACAUCACCCAACUUGAGUCUGAGAUCGCGAACAAGGUUACCGAGAACGGUGACCUGAGAGCCCAGAACCGCGCGUUGAUGGAAGAGAACCGACGCCUCUCCGAUCUCACCCGCAUGCUACUAUCAUCACCUUCGUUUUCCAAUUUCCUAGAUCAUUUAAGUACCAACCCCAACGCCGCGCCUCAGCAGCAAGCUCAGCCUGAGCAGAGGCAACCUGAACCUCGCCAAGUGCCUAAGGAUGUGAACCCGUACACUGCUGGUCAGCAGAACCACCAGCACCAACAAAUCGGCAUGGUCAUGAUGCCUGAGCAGACGAUGGAUUUCUCUAUGUUGAACAUCAACUCAGAUGCCUUUAACUACCAGCCUCAAGUCUUCGCCGUUCUGGAGACGCCAGAGAUGCCCGUCAUCGACACCGAGGCUCUAACGGGCAAGUCUUCGAACUUCGUUGGAGAAUCUUUCGCGUCAGAUGCCGAGAAGACGGAUGCCCCUAUUUUCGAGGCUCCGACAAUGCCAUCAACCAAGGCGCCUGAGCCCCUAGAGACUGCAGCUGAGCCGGAAGUAUCCGAGCAUGUCGUUGCCAACCUUGAUGGAGACAUCUACGAUGAUGAGACGACUGUUGUCCCAUCGAAGCCGGCCGAGCUUGACACUGAUAGCCUUAUCUCGGUCGACAUCUUCAGUGGUAUUGAAUCAGAGAAGUCGUCUGCUCGACUUGAAUUGGUCGGUUCAUCAGAUGAGGAUGCCACUGCCAGCAUUGCCGCGAGACGGGUUGAGCGCCUCGCAGCGAACUUGGAGACUGUCUUUGCAAGACUAAGCCUUCUCGCUAGCGACUUAUAAUGCUACCAAUAGCAUGUCUCUUGUCUACAUUAUUUGUGGUAUACUAGUCUUGACUACUCCGGCGUUGCGAAAGGUUGCAUUAAGGGCGAAAAAGGAACGGCUCAAAUGAAACCCUCUGAUUCAUUGCAUACAAACAAUUUUUUCUUUAUACAUUUGUGGGAUUCUAUAGCGUCGCGAGACUUAUCAGAAGGAUGUUAACGAAGCGCUUCGGAAGAGUGCUACUUAUGAGAAACAGGGAUUGGAUAUUAUAUGGAUUGGCCCAUGUGUCGGUUAUAAUAGAUAGGUAGCUGACGUCCUUCCAAUGGAGAACGUUGUCAAAAUCAUCCUGCCUUCAAACCAGUUGUCUUUACCCACCUAUUCGUGAA
Annulohypoxylon truncatum is the source of this 2698-nucleotide messenger RNA. RefSeq lists its product as uncharacterized. The record is from RefSeq and is a predicted model, not a curated record. Gene Ontology annotation, molecular function: DNA-binding transcription factor activity. Gene Ontology annotation, biological process: regulation of DNA-templated transcription. NCBI's taxonomy places the organism in Eukaryota, Fungi, Ascomycota, Sordariomycetes, Xylariales, Hypoxylaceae. Bases 585 to 2333 code for a protein of 582 amino acids. The transcript has 2 exons.